Messenger RNA from Rosa chinensis, 1744 nucleotides. RefSeq names its product F-box/kelch-repeat protein At3g24760. The record is from RefSeq and is a predicted model, not a curated record. Lineage: Eukaryota; Viridiplantae; Streptophyta; Magnoliopsida; Rosales; Rosaceae. The transcript is spliced from 2 exons. Bases 128 to 1294 code for a protein of 388 amino acids. Gene Ontology annotation, molecular function: protein binding.
AUAAAAAAGACACUGUACCCUCGUGUCAGAGUCAAUCUCCAACUACCUCCCUCUCCUCACAUUUCUCACAUUUUCUUCAUCUUCCUCCACCUGCCUCCUCCUCCUCCUCUCUCUAUCUCUCAAACCCAUGACGGAAAUCACGAACCUGAGCUCCGACGUGACGGAGCUGAUCCUCUCCUACCUCCCCAUCCCGACCCUCGUCCGAGCCUCCACCGUCUGCAAGCUCUGGCAGUCCAUCAUCUCCUCCACCACCUUCUCCGCCACCCAAACCCAAUCCCAAUCCCAAUCCCACCCCUGGUUCUUCCUCUACGGCAUCCACAACACCUCCUCCAAGAACAACCAGUCCUUCGCCUUCGACCCUCUCUCCAACCGCUGGCUCCGCCUCCCCACCCCCACCUUCCCUCCCCACCACUACUCCCACUCCUGCUUCCUCGGCGCCGACGGCUUCUUCCUCAUCACCGCCCCCAACUUCACCUACUCCAGAAUCCUCAAGCGCUCUUGGCGCUCCACCUCGCCUCUCCACUUCUCCCGCAUCAACCCUCUUCUCGGCGUCUUCGACUCCGGCUCUCUCCUCCCCAACUUCAUCGUCGUCGGCGGUGUCAGAUUCAUCGGCAACUUGGUCGACAUCGAGGACCGCUUGGCCGUCGAGAUCUACACCCCCGACUCCGAUUCCUGGCAGCUCGGUCCUCCUCUCCCUGCUGAUUUCAGAUCCGGCAAUUCCUCCCAGUCCUUGUCAUCCGCCCUCUUCAAAGGGAGGUUCUACGUCUUCGGCAUCUAUUCGUGCUUCAUUUCAUCUUUUGACCUACACACCAAUGCCUGGAGCCAAGUCCAGACUCUCCGGCCGCCUGGAGUUGUCUUCUCUUUCUUGGUUGGCUGCCGGGACAGGCUUGUUCUGGCCGGAAUCUGCAACGGGCCUCUCGGAUCCUCCUUUAAUCUGUGGAGGAUCGAGGAGGCCACCAUGGAGUUCAGUGAGAUUGCAAUCAUGCCUCACGACUUGCUGUGUAGCUUGUUUGAGGGGGAUGAGGAGGAUAAGUUUGCGAGCUUGAAAUGUGUGGGCUUGGGAAAUCUUAUAUACGUCUUUAAUGAAGAGUACCAUAAGAAGUACCCGGCUUGUGUUUGCGAGAUUAGCAGUGAGACUCGGCAGUGUAGCUGGAGGAGAGUGCCUCCCUUGCCUUCACCCGUGAAUAAGUUUCACCAAGUUAUAAGCUUUUGUUCCACGGUUUCGCUCAAUAGUAUUCUUCAGCCUGAGGAGGAAGAGGGACACGUUGGUCCCAUGCAGCCUAUGGUUGACUGAUUCCAUUGCCUCCUGUGCAGUCCACACAAGCAAGAUUCAACUAUGUUGUCUGGAAAACAAGUUUCAUUGAUGCUGGAGUGUGGUAUCUUCAUCGCCUAGCAUCUAGCUGCCCUUUAUUUAAACAAAGUUUAAGAAGCUUCCAUGCAGCUGAUGGAGAAUAGGAAUCAUGCCGCAGGGCUAAUGCCUAUGCUAUCUAUGCUGUCAUCUCAGUUAAAGACACCCUUCUCAUAUUUUUCUGCCUCAUUUAUUAGAUGUAUGUAACAAGUAUUUGUUAACACUGUAAUUUGUUUUAUUAUCUGAUGUAACUGUAUGCAGUGAUAUUUAUUAGAUAACCCUCAUAAUUUGUAAACGUUUUGUAAGAUAACGAAAAAAAUUGGCAGGUUGAAAGACUACUCAUGGAAAACUAGUUGUCUAGUUCAUUGUAUAAUGCAGAUGCUUAUAUUUGUUAAA